Molecule: messenger RNA, 2456 nt
Organism: Anastrepha ludens (Mexican fruit fly)
Lineage: Eukaryota; Metazoa; Arthropoda; Insecta; Diptera; Tephritidae
Exons: 4
Coding region: 49-2361 (770 amino acids)
Cellular component (GO): centrosome
Source: RefSeq, a predicted model, not a curated record
AUAUUUUUGGACCAAUAUAUAUUAAUACCUACGAACAAAUAAACGAAAAUGGAGGAAGCAGAACAGGAAAAAGAUAUCGAUUAUUUCCAUCCUAUACGCAUGAAUACGUUGGGUAUACCACAAGAGCACGACCUCUUGUUGGCUUAUGAUGUAUAUCGACCCGCGUUAGAAACUCGUGCAUUAAAGUCCGAAUCGGGACGCACCAUGUAUGCAGAGUACUUCAUCGAGGACAUAAAGUUAGGCCCAUUGAGGGAUCUUUGUACACGCGCCUUAAGCUCGGCAUACACGCCGGAUCAAGUUUUACUAGGCAAUGAUCCGCUAAAAACUCGUUUGUACUAUGAUUCACUGAGUUUGGAUCUACCGUUGGAGGAAAGCUAUAAUAUCACGGAUGAGAAAUAUUGGCGUCGCUUUGUAUUGGCCAAGAAUAAGGAUGCGACUUUAGCAUUUAAGAAAGAAUAUAACUGGCGUAGUCUUGGACUAUCGAUGAAAUUUGUGGAAUUAGUAGAAGCUUGCCCGGCUGAAUAUUGGCCCGAAGAUGAAAUGCAGCCGAUAGCAAUGCACAUUAAGGAUCAUGUUGAAGAGAUGCACAUACGAAGUUUACAAUCAGUUUCAGAACGUUUUUUCAAAGAACGAGUUCAUUUAGAUGAAUCUGAUGAAUCAGAGAGCGAUUCGACUGACGUUGAAUCGAUGACGGCGACGCCCCGAUCAAUCCAGACUUCAUGGGACGAAAUGGGUGAGGAGGAGGGGGAGGGAGAUGAUAAGGAAGGGAAAAAAGAACGUAGUACAAUUCAACAGGAUGAUGAGGAAGAAGUAGAAAUAGAGAAAUCAGAAGCUGAAAAGGAAUGGGAUCGCUUACAUCAGGACAUACUGGAGGAGCGUAGCGAAAGAACACGUAUAUUAAGGGAAGCGCAAGAAAAGCGGCGCGCAGAGCGUGCAGAAAAACGGCAGGCUCAAGAAUUACUAAAAGCAAAAACUAUGUCGCCAGUUGAAGAACCAAUACCUGGAAAAAAGAAAAAACCAUUUAGGCCAAAAGGCGUGUUAGAUAUACAGGUUGAAGAACCCGAAGAUGAUGGCGAGGAUUUGAUUAACGAUCGGCGAAAUUUAGAACGCGCGCUUAAGAUGAUUAAACUGGUGGAUUAUCCAAUGCGACUUUGUCAUCAUAUUAAUUUAGGUUUUCUGCGUUUUUUCGAAAAUCUAGUCAACUUCACUAUAGAGUUUUGCGGCCCAGAUAUGCAGCGUGAUUUUCAUGAACGACAUUUGAAGUUUUCAUAUGUCGAUAUGCAGAACUUGGCUUUCGGUAUAUCGUUUCUACAAAAGUUAAAAAUUUUCCGACUACGGUCCAGCCAGAUGGAUGGGCAGAAGUUAUAUAUUAUCAGCAAGGCACUUAAAUGUUUACAAAGUAUCGAAAUAAUUGAUUUCGGAUAUGAUCACUUAGAGGACGAUUGUGGCCUGGGCUUAUAUGAAUUGUUUCGCCAUACCAAAUCAAUAAAAUCGCUUGAACUUGAACAUAAUUUGAUUGGACAGCGUGCCAUGCACUUUUUAGCAAUUGGUAUCAGCCGCUAUGGCGGGCAACUGGAAUAUGUUGGACUGGAUGGUAAUCUGCUAGGUGAUGAAGGUCUACAUGAGCUUAGCAACAAAAUUCUUGGAACACAGCACGUUGCUCGUCUGAGACUUCGAAUUGCACAGCUUACUGAAUCGGCGAUUAUAUGUUGCAUUGCAAAUGAGUUACUAAAACAUCCACCGCUCCAAUAUUUGGAUAUACGUACUGUGCCGAUAAGUCGGGUGGCAGGCGUUGAAAUACUGAAGGUACUGCAAUUCAAUCAAACUUUAAUGCACUUUGAUGUACGUGAUUGCCAAUUGGACCCUGAUCUUGGAUUGGAUAUAGUUUUAAUUAUGAAGCGAAAUCAAUACAUCGCCGAAAAUCCCUACUUGAAUGACCCAACGUUAUCUGCAGACAAGAUUGAGGAAUUUGUAAAUCGCAUAAAAAACCCGCUGCUACUGCGCGCAACAGAUGCUGUGAAAAAACGUGCUGAGUGUUUAAAGAAUCGCCCACCCGAAUUCAUACCAAAUGUCGAUUUAUUGCAAGACGAAGAACAUCUAGACAAUGCAGCCGAAAGCGUAACAUCUCUAGAUAAGUUAAUUCCAAAGACACAGCCAGACUCGGAGCAAGAGAAGCUGCCUAUAACACUGACUGACGGUAAUAAUAUUUUACGACCUACCCCCUUCGUUUACGAUCCGACCACUUUUACGGAAGAAGAAUUCCACGAGCAUGUCUUUUUGCCGGGACCUGCUGAACGUUAUUACUUUUAUAAUCUGUCACAAAAGCAACAAAUAAGUACAGGAGCUGAAACAACUCCAUAGCUUGACGAAAAAUGCUUGAGCUCAAUCGAAAACAAUAAAGGGAGUCGUCUAAUAUAGAAAAUGUAUAAAGAACGUUACGAAAACGCACAAAAUGA